Messenger RNA from Bufo bufo (common toad), 393 nucleotides. Its product is annotated as histone H2A type 1-like. Bases 1 to 393 code for a protein of 130 amino acids. The record is from RefSeq and is a predicted model, not a curated record. NCBI's taxonomy places the organism in Eukaryota, Metazoa, Chordata, Amphibia, Anura, Bufonidae. Gene Ontology annotation, molecular function: structural constituent of chromatin; DNA binding; protein heterodimerization activity. The transcript has a single exon. Gene Ontology annotation, cellular component: nucleosome.
AUGUCUGGACGCGGCAAACAAGGAGGCAAAGUCCGGGCUAAGGCCAAGACCCGCUCCUCCCGGGCAGGGCUCCAGUUCCCGGUCGGCCGAGUGCACAGGCUCCUCCGCAAGGGCAACUACGCCCAGAGGGUGGGCGCCGGCGCUCCCGUCUACUUGGCCGCUGUGCUCGAGUAUCUCACCGCCGAGAUCCUGGAGCUGGCCGGCAAUGCCGCCCGCGACAACAAGAAGACCCGCAUCAUCCCCCGCCACCUGCAGCUGGCCGUGCGCAACGACGAGGAGCUCAACAAGCUGCUGGGCGGCGUCACCAUCGCCCAGGGAGGCGUCCUGCCCAACAUCCAGGCCGUGUUGCUGCCCAAGAAGACCGAGAGCACCAAGUCGGCCAAGAGCAAGUGA